Messenger RNA from Linum tenue, 568 nucleotides. Lineage: Eukaryota; Viridiplantae; Streptophyta; Magnoliopsida; Malpighiales; Linaceae. The record is from the annotation of a GenBank genome assembly.
CUUUGAUCUAGCUACAACAAACAAGAUCCCUAUCUCAAAAAACAAUGGCCAUCUCAAGGCUUCUCGUAACUACCUUCCUCGUCUCCUUCCUCGUCCUCCAGCUCGCCCAGGCUCAUGAUCAUGAUCAUCAGCAAUCCAAGAAGGCCUUCGGAUUAACGAGCUACACCGGUAGCUCUCCAAAACUCGAUUGCGGGAGCUCUUGCGACGCUAGGUGCCAAUUAUCAAGUAGGCCAAACCUGUGCAAGAGGGCUUGUGGGACUUGCUGUGUCCGCUGCAGCUGCGUCCCUACCGGCACCGCCGGUAACUACGACGAGUGUCCUUGCUACGGCACAAUAACCACCCACGGCGGCCGCCGCAAGUGUCCUUGAUUAGGAUUCGAAGUCGCCGGCCGGCAACUUAAUUUCUCUAUCGAGAAGGGAAAAAAAGAAGAUUUGCUUGUACGAUAAGAACUUUUGGGGACGCUUGAUAUAUAUUUGUCAGGUUCCAUGGAUGAGUUGAAAUGGUUUUUAUAUUUGUUGUGUGUACAUUUGAGCAUUUGUGGUUAAUGUUUGGAGAAAUAAAAAUCAUG